Messenger RNA from Armigeres subalbatus, 1826 nucleotides. Its product is annotated as carboxylic ester hydrolase-like. The coding region runs from base 49 to 1767 and encodes 572 amino acids. The transcript has 4 exons. NCBI's taxonomy places the organism in Eukaryota, Metazoa, Arthropoda, Insecta, Diptera, Culicidae. The record is from RefSeq and is a predicted model, not a curated record.
AACAACCCCAGUAUCAAUUGAGUUUCCGAUGCAGUAACCAAUCUAAACAUGUUCAAAACCUUCCUGCUACUUGUGCUACUUGGAGUGAACGCUUUUUGGGCUAUAGAUCCUUGUGUCGUGCAGCUGAAUUCCAAAACUAGAGCUGUCGGCAUUCGUAAUGUUACUUUCACCGGUACUCCACAUUGUGUCUACCUGGGCGUUCGCUACGCACUGCCUCCGAAGGGGACCAGACGGUUUUGGAACCCUGAGCUGUAUACUCCAAGAGGAUCGCAGAAUUAUACCACAUUCGGCAGUAUAUGUCCACAGUGGGAGGACAUGUCCAAGGAAGGCGAAAAGCUCGUAGGUGAUGAAGAUUGUCUGUUCAUGAACAUGUAUGUCCCGAAAAAUCGAAAGUCCAAGCAACAAAAAUAUCCAGUGUUAGUGUACCUUCACGGCGGGUCUUAUUUGGUAGGAUCUGCUGAGAACUAUUCCAUUUUUGGGGUGGAUCUUUUGAUUGAUAAUGAAGUCUUGGUGAUCGCCGUCAAUUACCGAUUGUAUGUCUUGGGAUUUCUGCGAGUGCCGGAAUGGAAUGUGACGGGUAAUUUUGGACUGAAAGACCAGCGCGCAGCACUACAGUGGAUUCAAAGAUAUAUAGCGGACUUCGGUGGAGAUCCCGAUAGAGUUACUCUCAUGGGUCACAGUGCAGGAGCAGCAUCGGCUGCUCACCAUCUGUACUCCGCCAGUUCUCGUGGCCUUUUUCACCGGUUGAUAUUGAUUGGUGGCACAAACAUCAACCCUUUCGCUUUCCGACGCGUCGAGGUCCCGAACAUGAGCGAAAAGCUGAAGACGCGAUUCAACGUUUCUUCCUUGGAAGAACUACAACAGGUACACAUCAGCGAGCUCUAUGGCGCCAGGAUACUUCGAGACGUGUUCUUUUUCAACGAUGUCAUUUCGUAUUUCACUCCUAACCUAGAAGACCCAGCCGAUCCCGAAGCAGUCAUCGCCGAGUCUCCCUAUGAGCUGGUCCAACGGAAACCCGCCAACCAAGUUCCUAUCAUGAUGGGAUUGACUGCUACGGAGAUGGAAAAGAUACAAUUCAAACGCAACGAGUUUUUCGUGGGAAAGAAAGUACCGAUGAAGCACGAGCAGGUGGUACCGAACAUCUACAAACUGGUAGCACACGAAUUGAAGUCCAUUGAGUUUGCCACGUUUGUCGGGAAACUGCUGAACAUGGUCAGCGCGUACUACCCGAUGAAGCGGCUUGCGCGACAACUUUUGGAUUGCGAAAACGAUCAGCCCUUGUAUUACUUCCGGUUUGAGUAUGACGGCCGUUUCGGUUACUCAAAGCGCGAGUUAAGUAAAGGCAUGAUCCGCGAGCACUUUUACGGAGCUGUCCACGGGGAUGAUUUGGCGUACGUGUUCUCGCCGUACAUUGUGCGUGAAGCUCUGGCCAAUCGUAGUGCGUUUCGAGACGAAUGGAAAGUGCACAAAAGGAUGGUUGAGCUUGUGACUAACUUUGUGAAAUUUGGAAAUCCAACUCCUGCAGAGAAAAGUUCAGACGUUUUCUGGCCGCCUUAUAAUAGAGGAAAUACAACCGAACGACGGUACUUGAAUAUGGACAAAGAGUUUGAGGUACGGAUUGAGCGAGAUGAUCAGGACUAUUACUACCAGUUUUGGGAAUCAAUUUAUCAGUGUUUAUUCUACUUCGAUUGUGAUGCUAUGGAUGCAAGAGUUAGAGAGCUGCCGGAAGGCGAUUACUCAGAUAAGAGGUUUACGAAUUAUAGAUAACAAUUGGUUCAAUAAACGGAAAUGUCAAGUCUGAUUUGCUAUUAACUAAGUGGCCCAUA